Molecule: messenger RNA, 1300 nt
Organism: Aureobasidium pullulans EXF-150
Lineage: Eukaryota; Fungi; Ascomycota; Dothideomycetes; Dothideales; Saccotheciaceae
Product: DUF1183-domain-containing protein
Exons: 3
Coding region: 127-1017 (296 amino acids)
Biological process (GO): regulation of store-operated calcium entry
Cellular component (GO): endoplasmic reticulum membrane
Source: RefSeq, a predicted model, not a curated record
GCCACCGUGUCCUCGCCACUUUUCAAGAGCGAAAACAAACUCAUAAACUUAUCAGAAAUACAACAAAAGCACUGCAUCGCUUGCUCGACAUUCCAUCGACUGCAAGCUCUUGUCAAAUCAGCCACCAUGCGGUUGUCCGCUCUCCUUCUAGCCCUGUUCUCAGGCAUCAACCUAUCUCAAGCCCUCCGCAAACCAUCCGACAGCGUCCUACUUUCCAAAAUCUCCAGUCUCACUCUGCGCGCCGGCCAAAAGACCAGCGCUCGUCGUGGCAACCCUAUUCCUCAAUUACAAUGCAUGGGUGGCAAUGCACGGGGCUUGUAUGAAGUGGACGUCAUGCGCUGCACCAACGCCGGCUCCGACUACGAUGACGAAAAUGUUCAAUGGACCUGUAAGGCUUCUCUGCCUCCGGAGUUCAAGUUGGGCAGUACGGACGUUUCGUGCGAAGGCUACGAUUCGCCCGAGGACCCGUAUGUGUUGAAGGGAAGUUGUGGCGUAAGCUACAGGCUUGUGCUCACUGAGGAGGGUGAGAGCAAGUACGGCCACAGGAAGGACGAGGAUGAUAGGAGUGGACCUUCCUCGACAGGCGAGAAGCUCAUCUUCUGGGCUUUCUUCACAUUCGUCGCGGGCAUGAUUCUCUAUGGAGUAUGGGAUUCUUGCGUCAGGGGCAACAACAGACGUCCUCCGCACGGAAACAAUGGCUACGGAGGUGGCUUGGGCGGUGGCGAUGACAACAAUGACGAUGCACCACCACCCUACACACCUUAUGGAAAGUCAGCGCCUGGUCGCAACUAUGGCACACAGAAUGGUCAAGGAUGGCGACCCGGUUUCUGGACUGGCACUGGCGCUGGAGCUGCCGCUGGUGCAGCAGCAGGUUACAUGGCAGGCAACAGGGGCUCACGCAGUGCCUCUAAUCGAUCAAACAGCGGAGGCUGGGGUGGCAGUACAGGCUCGAGCUCCCCUGCACCGUCUUCUUCGAGGUACGAAAGCACUGGUUUUGGCUCUUCCAGCCGCAGAUGAUACCCUUCAAGGGUUUGCUGAAAAUGUACUACUAUUCUUACGACCCUCGAUCGGACAGCCAUCAUUUGAAUUGAACCACGGGAAAGUACCGCGGCCCUGCGAAGCCAGUCGCCAUGACGGUCUGUAUGUCGAUGUUUUUGUUGACAUAAGGCGUCUGUAGUUUGAGCAAGAUAUGAGUUCCAGACCUGUUCAAAAUGUCAGUGAGAUUGCGACUACCUCUUUCUUGUGCCACAUACACCGGAGGGUCGAAUUUGAUGGCUAUUCGAUGCCUAUUGUCCUUGAU